AUGGGAAAUGAAUCAAGUGGUAUUUCAGAGCAGGAAAAGCUUGAGCUAAUACAGGCCGCAAGCUUUACCAGGAGAGAUAUUAUUCGUAUAUACUCUAGAUUCAAAGCAUUAGAUACCAAUCAAAAUGGGGAGCUUGACCCACACGAACUUUUUGAAAUGCCAGAGAUUGCAGAUAAUCCGUUAGUAAAACGCGUGAUUUCUAUUUUUGACACAAAUAAGGACGGCAAAGUAUCAUUUGUUGAGUUCAUUAUAGGUCUUGCUAGGUUGGCUGUUGGAAGCAAUCCAGAAGAAAAAAUGAAGUUUGCUUUUGACAUUUAUGAUGUAAAUAGUGAUGGCUGGAUUUCGAAUGGAGAACUUUUCAAAGUAAUGAAGAUGAUGGUUGGAGACAAUUUGGAAGAUUUACAACUUCAACAACUGGUUGAUAGAUGCAUAAUUCAGGCUGAUAAAGACGGAGAUGGUCUCAUUUCUUAUGAAGAAUUUUGUGAAAUGGUGGCUCAUCUUGAAAUAAAUACUAAGCUCAAUUUGCAAUUUCAGUUUUAG
Molecule: messenger RNA, 540 nt
Organism: Cryptosporidium ubiquitum
Lineage: Eukaryota; Apicomplexa; Conoidasida; Eucoccidiorida; Cryptosporidiidae
Exons: 3
Coding region: 1-540 (179 amino acids)
Molecular function (GO): calcium ion binding; calcium-dependent protein serine/threonine phosphatase regulator activity
Source: RefSeq, a predicted model, not a curated record